Messenger RNA from Cydia fagiglandana, 3903 nucleotides. RefSeq names its product septin-2 (gene Septin2). NCBI's taxonomy places the organism in Eukaryota, Metazoa, Arthropoda, Insecta, Lepidoptera, Tortricidae. Gene Ontology annotation, molecular function: GTP binding; molecular adaptor activity; GTPase activity. The record is from RefSeq and is a predicted model, not a curated record. Gene Ontology annotation, biological process: cytoskeleton-dependent cytokinesis; intracellular protein localization. Gene Ontology annotation, cellular component: septin ring; cell division site; microtubule cytoskeleton. The transcript is spliced from 9 exons. The coding region runs from base 52 to 1311 and encodes 419 amino acids.
UGCCAAACGAACUGUAGUUUACUUCACUCUAGUUCAGUCGUUACCGUAAACAUGGCGGCGAUGGAUGUUGAACCUCCGAAAAUGGAGCAAAAUCUGCGUACGCUGAAGCUGUCGGGGCACGUCGGGUUCGACAGCCUGCCAGACCAGCUGGUGAACAAGAGCGUCCAGAACGGCUUCGUCUUCAAUAUCCUGUGCAUAGGUGAGACUGGACUCGGCAAGUCAACUCUUAUGGACUCGCUGUUCAACACCAACUUUGAUUCAGCUCCGAGUCCACAUAACCUGCCAACGGUGAAGCUUAAGGCACAUACAUAUGAGUUGCAGGAGACCAAUGUCCGUCUCAAGCUGACGAUCUGCGACACUGUGGGCUACGGAGACCAGGUGAACAAGGAGGACAGCUUCAAGGCCGUCGUAGACCACCUGGACGCCCAGUUCGAGGCUUAUCUCCAGGAGGAGCUGAAGAUCAAGCGCUCCUUGCCAGCGUACCACGACUCGCGCCUGCAUGUGUGCCUCUACUUCAUCUGUCCUACAGGUCACGGUCUGAAGUCCAUCGACCUGGUGUGCAUGAAGAAGCUGGACACCAAGGUCAACAUCAUCCCCAUCAUCGCCAAGGCCGACACCAUCUCCAAGACCGAGCUGCAGAAGUUCAAGUCUAAGAUAAUGCAAGAGCUGCAAGCUAACGGCGUGGAGAUCUACGCGUUUCCGACCGACGACGAAUCCGUGGCCGAGGUCAACGGGUCUAUGAACUCUCAUAUACCCUUCGCGGUGGUCGGCUCUACGGACAUGGUCAAGAUUGGCAACAAGACGGUCAGAGCGAGGCAGUACCCGUGGGGCACCGUGCAAGUGGAGAACGAGUCCCACUGCGACUUCGUGAAGCUGCGCGAGAUGCUGAUCCGCACCAACAUGGAGGACAUGCGGGAGAAGACGCACGCGCGCCAUUACGAGCUGUACCGUCGCAGGCGCCUGCAGCAGAUGGGCUUCAGCGAUGUCGACGCUGAUAACAAGCCCGUGUCAUUCCAGCAGACGUUCGAGCAGAAGCGCAGCGCACACCUGGCCGAGCUGCAGCAGAAGGAGGACGAGAUGCGGCAGAUGUUCGUGCAACGCGUCAAGGAGAAGGAGGCAGAGCUCAAAGAUGCAGAGCGGGAGUUGCACGCAAAGUUCGACAAGCUGAAAAAAGACCACACCGACGAAAAGAAGCGUCUAGAAGAACUCCGCAAGAAGAUCGAAGACGAGACCAUCGAGUUCAACCGGCGCAAGCAACAGACGGCGCAGUCACACCACACGCUCACGCUUGGCAAGAGCAAGAAGAAGUAAACUCUUGCUGUUCUAUGCUCUCCUGGUACCUCUGGCGUUACGAUCAAGCUGACUUUGUAGCCGACUUUGUCAUGACAAAAGCAAUAUGCAAUAUUGAAGAUAUUUGACGUUUAUGAUGACACUGCAACACUUUGUUAUUUCAAAGUGUGUGCAGAGUUAGCUUGGUCCGACUGCUAGCUUAUUACGCCUGCAACCAUGCCCGCCGCAAGCAACAGACGGCCCAGUCUCACCCCAGGCUCCCCCUCGUUUAUCAAGGCAAAUUCCACAUACUGGAACUUUAUUAAGUAUAAUUUUGAAGUAUCCUGCCUUAAUUUAAUAUCAUUUAUCACAAUAACUAUAAAAUAUCGAUGAUCGAUAUUAGAAAUUUAAGGCAGGUUGUCCUAUGACAUGACAUUUACAUUAAUUAACUUGCAUAGUACCUAAUCUAAUGAACUUUGAUUCUUUUAAAAUGAUAUCUGGUUUUCGCUUAUAGCAUUCUUUAUCCAUUAGAAUAUGAAUGAUAUUAGCGUAAAAUUAUAACUAGUUUCGGUAACGAUAGAUUGCUUAAGGUAACAUUCUCACCGCCGACGAUUAGCAUGAAGAUAAUAGAUUUAGAAUUUGAGAAUUUCUUCGGAUGUCAAUGAUAUAGGUUUUAUUCGGUACAUCUGUUGUACGUUUUUGGGCGAGCGAAAUGAACGAAUAGUUGAAAGUUCGUCGUCGGUGUGACUGCAGCCUUACAGCUUGAUUCGCUGGUGAAUAUUGCUUUGUGAUGUAUUUUGUUUGAACAAAACCGCUCACAGACAACCGGCCACUGCAACCUAUUGUUGAUCUUAGGCUUAAAAAUCGAUAGUUCUCGAGAUAUGUAGCAACGUGACAGACAGACGGACGGACAGAUUCGCAGAUAAGGAUUCCUUUUGUACCUUUUUGGUACGGACGCCUAAAAUACGUAGAAUAAGCGGCAUUAAUUUUAAAACUUCGGUAUUUUACUUAAACAUUUGCUGUGCUUUCGGAUCGCUUUCAUGGCCAUUUAUACAAAAAAUUAAGUAUCCACGUUUUUUUAGAAAACCUAAAACUUUUGGGUUAUUUCUACUCAGCAUCACAAGGAUUACCUACUAAUUUGAUAUACAAAAAAAGUAUUCGAAAAAUGUUGUCAGUUCUGUGGCGCACUUUCACAUACAUUUUGUUUGGACCGUCACAAAAUGGACUCGUACAUUAUGGAUAAAACUGAGGACAAAUAAUCCUCGUGAUGAAUCGAAAUGACCCGGAAAUUCUUAGUUUUUCGAACAAAAGCAAAAGGUACACUUUUUUCUGAAUACCAACUACAUAUAUGCUUGUGUUCAUUAGAUGCCGUACUAAAACAGCUUUUGUAAGUCGCGCUAAACGUAGAACUUUUAAACACAUCCAUUGCCGUAUUAAAUUAAAUAUUAUUUUAUAAGUUAAUUUUAAGGAAAUUGGCCAAAUAAUAAAUGUAACCAAUACUAUCUGGUUAUAAAAUAUCACUUGACUUACCAAAUGUAUUAUGAAUAGAUUAUAAGAGGGUGUAUUCUGUGCGUGACAUUGAAAGCGAUCACUAGACAUUGAAACUCGAAAUAUAUGAAACAUGCGGAUAAAAAUAUAAUUUUAUCACUUGAAUGAAUGUAUGCUCUGGUUAACGUAUUCGGGUGGAUCAACUUUUUUUUGUUUUAAUAACAACACUCGUGAGACUUAAAAAAUACGCGAGUGACUCAUUUUUAUAUAUUUAACUUUAUUGUGUUGUUAUUUUAUGUCGUUGUCCAAGAGAGUAGAAUUAGACCAAGAAAAGUCUGCAGCGAUUUCGAUAGCCUUCCCAGUGCUAGUGUACAUUGUGUACAUUCAAUGCUAGCCCAAGCUACGCGCUACGAGCGUAGCCGAUAACACGAGAAAAACCGUGUGUAGCGAAAAGCGCCUACGAACAGUGAAUUCCCCUAGGGCGUCGCUGGCAAUGAAUGUGUUAAACUUCUAUGAAAUUAUGACGUAUAAAUAACACUUGCACUGCGUGGGCUAUCAAAAUCGCUGCAGACUUUUCUUGGUCUAACUCUAGUAACACAGUUUAAUUAAUUGUUAGAAGAAAUGUAUCACAUUCAAUUGGUAAAUUAAGUAUCCCAUUAAGUAACCCAUUAAGUACCAGUUUUAAAUACUAUAGAAUCAGGAUCUUGAGUAUUUUUCCUCUGGGUUACCGUAACCAUGGCAACGACUGGCACUAAAAAGUCGAUUCACCUAUUCCUGUAGUCUAAGGUCUCAAAUUAAACAUACGGUUAUGUUUAAAUAGUUUAUUACUUAGGAAUUAGCCGUAUUGAGAAACGCAGUUUUUGCUACCACUACAUAACGAUCUUUUGCGUUUUGACAUUCUUGGCUUCGUAUAAAGCCACUGUAGUAAUAAUAAUCAGAUUUAUAACAAUAUUUAAUUAAUUUUAAUGAAUUUUAUAAUCGUUUUAUUAAUAAUGCUCUCUACAUUUUGUACUUUGCGGUAAAAGCUAGUGUAGAAGAGGGCAGUAUGUAAUUUCCACGCAUUUAUUUGUUCAUUCCUUUUAUAUAUUUUUUAUACUUAUAAUUAAUAUUUACCCGAUUGAGGUAUUUAAUAAAAUCGUAAAAUUA